Messenger RNA from Anopheles marshallii, 963 nucleotides. RefSeq names its product progestin and adipoQ receptor family member 4. Bases 1 to 963 code for a protein of 320 amino acids. Gene Ontology annotation, molecular function: signaling receptor activity. The record is from RefSeq and is a predicted model, not a curated record. Gene Ontology annotation, cellular component: membrane. The transcript has 6 exons. NCBI's taxonomy places the organism in Eukaryota, Metazoa, Arthropoda, Insecta, Diptera, Culicidae.
AUGGCCCCGGAAACGAUUCCGGCGACCGGUUCGUCUGACUCGUCCGGGACCACGUCCAGCGGCUCCACGACGCUGCUCAAGCAGGUGCAUCGUAUGCUAACGCCACCGGCCGACCUGCUCGAAUGGAAAGACAUGCCGCAGCAUCUGCAGUUCAACCCGUACGUGCUCACCGGCUACCGGCCACUGCAGGGUGUGAAGGGUUGUCUGAACAGCCUGUUCUACGUACACAAUGAAACCAUCAAUAUUCUCACACACGGCAUUCCAAUUGUCUACAUCCUGGCAACAGUGCCGGCAAUGAUGCCAUGGGAGAAAGAUUAUCGCUUUCUGUCGUGGUGUCAUCUGGUCGGUUCCGUUGCACCGUGGUGCGGCAGCUUCGUCUACCAUCUGUUUAUGAACCUGGAGAACGGCGAGGGCAUCUACUACCGGCUGCUACAGCUCGACAUGCUCGGCAUAUGGAUCAGCCAAAGUUUCGGAGCGCUACCGAUGGUAACGGCAACGGUAUACUGUUUAAAUUUCCCAUUAAAAUGGCUGCUCAUCAUUUCCUACUCGCUGCUGUGCAUUUGGGGCCUCUACAAGGCAAUGACGGCUUCGUCGCCUUGGCAGCGACGGUUAUGCUUUCUGCUGCCGUUCAGCAUGCGUAUCAUACUCACGUUGCUGCGAAUCUCCAAGCUCGGUGGCGGAAAUCCUACCUCACUCACCCACGUCUUUUUGCAGGAUGCCGUCUCUGCCGUGGGUGGAGUAAUUGGAGCGAUGCAUAUCCCCGAGAAAUGGUUUCCCGGAAGUGUUGACAUCUAUUUGAACUCGCAUAACAUCAUGCACGUCCUGGUGGUUGUUGCCGUUUACUCCAUGCACCAGGCUACCAUACGGGACAUCGAAUGGAUGCAGCGGGCAGAAUGUAACGGGCUCAACUAUACCUCAUCGUUAAACAUAGACUCGAUAAACGGGUCACACCUGGAGCUAUGA